Molecule: messenger RNA, 255 nt
Organism: Brugia malayi
Lineage: Eukaryota; Metazoa; Nematoda; Chromadorea; Rhabditida; Onchocercidae
Gene: Bm864
Exons: 2
Coding region: 1-255 (84 amino acids)
Source: RefSeq, a predicted model, not a curated record
AUGCAAACAGAUGGACGAAAUGAGCGAAAUCAUUGUCAAUCAGCAAAAACGGAAAAAGUGAACGCAGAAAAAAACAAAACAUUAAAAGUAACGCCACAGUGGAGUGAUACGACUAUGUUAGCUUGGAAUAAUGAACUGAUCAAGGGAACAAGUUUGCAUUAUAUCACUUCCAGAAGUGCAAAUGCAAGUACAAGUACAAGUUCCACUUCUAUGUACACGCAUAGAAAAAACAAAGUGAAAAAAUUCCGAAAAUAG